UUAUUCUUGAGUGGAAUAUUACAAAGGAGAAAGACCAUUUCAUGUCCAAGACCUUUUACUGGAAGAGUGUAGCCGGUGGCCCUUCAAGAUUCUUACUCCAACUUGCUACUGAAGGAUAGGUCUACUUCUAUCCAACACAUAUUUCUACAGGAUUCUAUUUAAUGGAUGUGAGUAUUCAAAAAUUUUCCAGAGUUUAAAUUCAGGGAGGGGGGUUCAUGGAGAUGUGCAUGAUAGUGAAAUCGUGGGGUAUUGGGCAUUGAAUUUUGAGGCAAAGUCUGUUGGCAGCUGAAGGUGUACAUACAACAGUUGUCUUAACUCUGGACACUUGUCUUAGAUGUCAAUCCAGCAGCACAUAGCUAUUCCCAUUAAGGCUUUCCUCUCAUUGUAUUCACUCUAAAACCAGAUGCAGAAUAAUCUUUAGCAAUUUGUCUUUAUGAAGGGAAGCUGCAGUAAUAAAGGAUGCUGAGGAACAGUCUUAAGGAUUUCUUAGAAGAAUCUAUGAAAUCAGUUGAGGCAUUUCAGGAGCCAAAUUGGCUUUGCUAGGAAAGAUGGAUAAAGUUUCAGGGAUGGCUGUUUGGUUCCUGUGAAAGGUAACCUGCUCUGGAAGGAGAGAGUACCAGUAAUAACAGUAAUGUUUGUCAGUGGCAAAAUGUAAAAAAGUUCAAGUGAAGUGACUUUUUUAAUGAGUCAAGGUCUUUCUAAACAGUGAGUACACCAUACCAGGUUAGUGGUUUAGGCUAAAGCUAAAAUUCUGGUGUCUCAUCUUUGCAUUUCGUUAUGCCCAUACCUGUAUUGCUUUGGCUGCAGCCUGUUGUCCAGCUCACUGUUCACAUCAAAUUUGUGAUGGGUUUGGUGAGACAGCAGAAAGCACGUGCACUUUGAAGUGGUUUUGACCCUAUACUGUUAGCUUUGUUGUGAUGUCAGAAUUGUGAAGUAUUUGUACAAGGAAAUGCUACUGUGUGUUAUAAGAAGAUUACUAUUAGUUCCCGCAUAUAUCUUCUGUUUUUCAAAUGUGUGAGUCCCUGACAUGAAUAUCAAAACCUGCCAUGCUAUAAAAUGUGUAUUUUGAUCUAAUACUAGAAGAACUUACUUUGUACUAGCUGGCACUUCUAAUUUAGAAUCAAAAGAUAUCCUGAGUUGGAAGGGACCUACAAGGAUCUGCUUUCCAGCCUCUCUUUCCUGAGUCUACACCUACAUCCAGGGUCACCCCAUCCCAGGUGCAGAAUCCUGCUGUCACACACAAGACAGAAUAAAUGCCCCAUACUGGAUUUGGAUACUGGGGUUUACUGAAUAAUCACCAGGACCAGACUUUUCACCCUCUUUGGUUAUGUUCAGCUCCUGCCCCAGCACUGUGUUCCUUGGGUCUCUGCUUCCCAGGAGGGAGGGCACUCCUGGUCCAGGAAGCUCAGGCAUGAAGAUGUGCUGAUCCCACAGUGCUGCUUCUCACAGCUGCCUAUUCCAGUCACCACUGGCCAAGGUCCCAUCUCUGAUCUGCAGGAUGUAUUCCCUCCCACCACAUCCACACACAGCCUGCUGUCAGUUCACUGUAAGCUGAUUCUGUCUGUGGCAGGAGCUUAUAGCAAGGGGUCCUGAGGCACCACAGAUUCUUGCUUCUCUCCAAAUGCAAGCACCACCAUCCCUGUGCCCUCACCCUGCUUCCCCUUCAUGCACAAUUAAUUACAUGGUCCAUUAACAAUCUUGUAUGAGCAGUCCUUUAACAACAUUAAUUAUCCUGCUGCUAAAGCAGGAAUGCAAAAAAUUGUCCCUGAACAGCCCACUGUCACCUGCCCUGUCCCCUGAGAAAACCACAGCCUUAAACCAGGUUGCUCUGAGGGCAGAGUGAAGUAGGCAGCCUGUGGUUCUGAACCUGCCAAGGGGCAGGGGGGCUGGGACAGAAAUGUGCUGGGCCCAGAAUGAGCUGCUUCUGCAGUGAACAACUCUGACAGGAUGGACACAUCAUAGGUGCUGCAGCUCUUGUUCUUUUCUCAAGUUUUCACAGCCAGCAGAGGUGAAGAGGGUGCUCCUGAGAAACACCUGGGCACUGUGGAAGCUGCUGGAGGUGUCAGGUCAACAGCAUCUGAUGAGGCAGCACAGAGUGUCGAUGGUCUGAGCUGAAGCAGCAAGGAAAAGCUUUAGGGACUUGGUGACCAGAUUUAUAAAGAAGAGACAUGAAAAUAAAAUGGCAAUGGCAGGCUGAGGCUAGAGGAGAGCUGCUGCAGCCACCUCAUCUGCUGCAGGGCAGGGCUCUGAAGGCACAUUCAAACAGGACUUUCAGGGAGACAUGUGCAGAGAGAAGAGAGAGAGAGAAGGAUGCAAUGGUACAUAAAUCAGAGAUCAUUGCAAAGAACAGUUUCGACAGAGUGAUCUUGGCAUCCAGCUACAUAGAAGUGAGAAGCCCGUUCAGUGUACCACGUCUAUGCUUGGGCUCUUGGGGAAAAGAAAAAAAAGGAAAAAAAAGAAGAUGUCCUAGGACUCUCAAAGAGAGGUGUCUGAGAAAUAACAGCAAGCAGUUCUGCAUGCUCCUUCUGCAAUGCUCUAAGAGUCUAACCAAGGGCUUUCUCCUAAGAAAUGAACUUCUGACCAUGGGGGACUGGAACUUGUUGGGCAGCAUCCUUGAAGAAGUGCACAUCCACUCCACCAUAGUUGGCAAGAUCUGGCUCACCAUCCUGUUCAUAUUCCGGAUGCUGGUGCUGGGAGUGGCUGCUGAAGAUGUCUGGGAUGAUGAGCAGUCCGAGUUCAUCUGCAACACGGAGCAACCUGGCUGCAACAACAUCUGUUACGACAAAGCCUUCCCCAUUUCUUUGAUCAGAUACUGGGUGCUGCAGAUCAUAUUUGUCUCCUCCCCAUCCUUAGUGUACAUGGGCCACGCGCUCUACAGGCUAAGGGCGCUGGAGAAAGAGCGCCAGAACAGGAAAGCCCACCUGCGGGCUCAGCUCGAGGACCUGGAGCCCAUGCUCGAGGAGCACAGGAGAGUGGAGAGAGAACUGCGUAAGCUGGAGGAACAGAAGAAAGUGAAUAAGGCACCCUUGAGAGGGUCCCUGCUGCGCACCUAUGUCCUACAUAUCCUGACCCGCUCGGUGGUCGAAGUGGGCUUUAUGAUAGAGAAGACCAUCUUUAUGGUUUUCAUGAACAGCAUCGCCGCCGUCUCCCUCUUCCUCAACAUCCUCGAAAUCGCCCACCUGGGCGUCAAGAAGAUCCAGAAGAGCCUGUGCGGGCAGCCGCCGUGGCCGGCGGGCCCGUCCGAGGAGGAGCCCAGCGUGUACAACUCCAAGAAGAGCUCGGUGGUGCCUGCGCCGCCCUGCCUGGCCAGCAACGCGUCCCCGCCGCGCCCCGCGCCCGCGCCGCUCCCGCCGCCGCCGCCCGCGCCCGGCGCCCCCGCCCCGCCGCCGGCCCGGCAGCACCGCGGGCAGCUCCGGGCGACGCCGCCGCCGCGCCGCCGGCACCACGGACAGCAGCCGCCGCCCUCCUCCAGCAGCGAGGAGGCGCCGCGGGCAGCCCCAGCGGGCGGCGGGGCGGGGGCGGCGGGGGCGGCCGCGGCCCGCCGGGCGCCCCGCAGGCAGAGCCGGGCGAGCGCCUGCCGCGAUCUGGAUGAGGAGCGCGGCGACUCCCCGGACAGCGGGCACUGCCCCGGCACCCGCAAGUCCAGCUUCCUCUCCCGCGUGCUGGCCGGGAGCCGGGCGGGCAGCGACAGCGAGAGCACCGCCUCCCGCGGCGGCUCCGGCCCCCGCCUCGGCCCCGGCCCCGGCUCCGGCUCCGGCUCCGGCUCGGAGGGGAAGCGCCACGAGGAGGGCGCGCCCAGCCCGCCGCCCGCCGCCUCGGGACGCCGCGUGUCCAUGAGCAUGCUCCUAGAACUAUCAUCCAUCAUGAAAAAGUAAGGACAUUCUAAGGAGAAGAAACAAACUAAGGGACUGAGUACAAACUGCCUUCAGCAGAGAGAUGAAAAGCAGAUUUUUUGUCGUUUUGUUCCCCUCUCCCACUGCUAUAAUGCUAAAUUGAUAAUACAGUUUAAAAAAGCAAACACUUUAUGCCUCCAUUGCAUGCCAAUCCCAGCUGUGCUGUAGUCUGACUGCUGGUGUUACUGGGUAGCUCGCUCCACAACUCAAGAUUUCUCUCACGUGGACUGAGCUGGAUCUUGUCAGUGUGUGCUGCCACUGCAGAAACAGCCUUGUGUCUUUGGGGAGCGUUUUGGGAUGUACAACUUGUUGUGCAUGCUAGUGGUGUUCAUAUCAGAAACCAGCCUGAUCCACAGAACUUCAAGGUAGCCUAAGACCCAAGGCAUCAACAAGAAAGGAAUAGUUUGAUUUGAAAGUAACCUGGAAGGCUAUGUGGCCUCAAUCUCUCCAGACUUCAGCAGCUGAUGAAUAAAAAGACAGAGGAAACACUCAUGGAAUCUGAAAGGACAGAAAAUUAAAGAGAGAAAAAACAGCUGAAGAAUACCUGUGGCUUUUCUGCUUGUGCUAAUGCAAUCCUCAAACUCUGAUAGAGCCUUUCCAUGCUAAUGUAGCCUCCUCAUAGCUAAUGCUUUUGGAUUCAAAAUUGAAACUAAGUGAUAUCAGACAAUUUAUUUUAAGUGCAAAACAUCUAUGCUUUCCAGUUUGCUGUUUGAGAAGAUCACAUUGGGGUCAUGAAAAUCUUAUUUGCUUCACAGUCUCAUUAAUUCAUACAGAACAACCAAAAGAACAAGCAGAGCCAAAAAGAGCUGAUUUCAGUUUGCUAGUACAGCCUAGCACCAGAGCGUUGGCUUUCUGGGUUGUAUGCAGCCCAAGGAAGCAGCUCUUCCACUGCUGUACCUGGAAAAUAAAGCACUGACUGUCCCUGAUCCUGUUUCUGGCCACAUACUUAAAAAGCUCUUUUAUUUGCCAAGCUUAUCACAGUUCACAUUUGCUAUCAUCUCAGCGGGGAGUGAUGCUUGGAACAAGUUUGUUUGCUUUGCAGCUUUCCCUAUGCAUAAAAAUUCUCCAUGACUUGACAACUCUAAGGCAAGACUAGCAGAAAGCAGGACUGCAGGAAAAUAACUCAAGCAUAAAGAUUGUAGUGUUUUGGUUUCUUUCAAGAGCACAUGAUAUAUAUUCAUAUUCUGCCUCACUAGAAACUCACUGACAAUUUGCCUGUGCAUUUAUUCAGUAUUUUAAGGGAAAAAAAAAGAAAAAAGAAAAUAAAUACUUGAAAUGGUGGCCAUUAAACACUAGCAACAACUGAGGGAUGGAGAAACAGAUUUGCUAACACACUCUGCCUACUGCUAGGCUGUGUAGACGUGGUGAUGCAUCCUCUGGCAGAUUUGAUGGGAUGGGAAGCCUUCUUCAUAUAUGCUCAACAGGAAGAUGCUAAGGUUGGUGGCCAAGGGAACAUGAUCAAUGGUCUUCUGCCUGGUGAUGAAAAAGCCUGGGGACCUCCCUCAGAGCCUGACCUCCUCCCCAUGCCACAGAGUGUCAUCCCAGCAAGUGUGUGGGCCAGGGCAGGAUAACUGGUCGUGCCAUUCCCCCCUCCCUGGGCUCCUCCUGCCGAGCUGCUGGGCAGGCUCCCAGCUUGCAUCCGACACAAGGAGAGAGAGAGGUGGCAGAUGUGGGACUCCCACAGCACAAACACCUCCCCGCUGGACCCCACGUCCUGCUUGUGGCAAAUAGCAUCUAAAGCUGUUGUAAUUUCUUCUUUCCUUUCUUGCUUUCCUACUAAUGGUCCAUGGCACAAGUUUCCUCUUUCAGGAAGGAAUACUAUAGAGAUUUUUAGGCUAUGUUUUGUUUGUGCACAAACCUCUCUGUUCCCCUCAGGUUUUCCUUAAAGGGGAAACAACCCUCAGCCUCUUCCCUUACCUUCCAGCAAGUACACCGGUGCUUUAGAAGACCGAAACAAAGACUGAGCAGAACUGCCUUAAGUCAUGCACUAGGGGAACAAGUAUAGAUACAGCUUAUUUGAUCUUCCAAAAAAACUUAUUUCAUGUUGGCAACGGAACACCCUGGGCUGUUCCUGCAGAUCAAAGGUAACUUGGAUCCCUGGAUCAAAGACUGCUAGUGAAUUAGCAGUGGGACCACGUGAGUAGAAGUCUCUUCAUUAGUGCAGAGAUUCACCGGGCAGUAGCAACUGCUUCUAACCCACCCUCCUGUAUCUCACCUACAACCCGCGUGCUAACCGAGCCCUGCAACAUCAAUUUCAGAGUCAUGAUGAGACAAUUUACAAUACAUAAUGAUAUGUCUUUAUUUCAUCAACAGAAAUGGUGUCUAGACAAAAUUCAGUUAACACUAGCAAUUCAAAUGAAUGAAAAGGGUUGGGUGGUUUUUUUUCAUUUUUGUUUUUUUGCACAAUACUGUAUUUACAAUGAGUAAAUGACAUUUUAAAUUCAUUAGUUCAUAGCAAUGCUUUCUUCCAAAAAGGUAAAAAUUCUUAGUAACAGAGAGUAAGCAUCAACAGCCACCUCAUUUAUUUAUACAAUAAAAAUCACAAGAAACCACAGUCACCUAGAAAAAAAAAAUAAAGACAAGCUUAAGAACUAGUACAAUAAAAUGAUGCAUUGAAUUAAGUUACAUUAAUCGCAUAGAAUUUGUGUAAAAAGUAUGUAGAAAAAACACCUGAUGUAACCUGUUACAGUCAUUGACCAGUUAUGAGAGGUACAGAGGGUUAUACAGGUAGAUAUGUGUGAAAACUGUCCAUACUGUUUGACCUGGGGAGGAAGAGAAGAGGGGUUGCACCCCUUGCAUACACUGAUAAAACCCUGUUUUGAAUAUGGCCUCUGAAGUUUGUAAGGCAUAUAUAAGAGGUGCACUUGUAACCAACUGGUUCUGGAACAAACUCUUAGGGCAUCCUCACCUUGAAAUCAAAGGUGAUGCUUGCAACUUGGAGUAAACAACCACGCACCGAAUAUCACCAAAGUGUUUAGUAUCAUUCCUGCUGGUCUGAGGGAUCCAGAGAGCUUCAGGCAGAGCAAACGCAGCAGUGAGAGCAGGACUGAAACCAUGCACAUUCCUUGUGGCUACAUCCCAGCUGCAGGGGGCCGCCGGCCCGGGCAGGGGGUGCCAGCCACAACCCCCAGCACGGGGCAGCUGCUCCCUCCUCUGCCCACAUCCCAGAGCAUGGGCUCCUCUGGCUGCUGGGAUCAGCCCACCAUCCACUGCAGCCCCCGCCCGGCUCCCUCCAGAGCUGAUGGGGUCGUUUGGGUUCGUAGCCUGGGACCAUCUCUGCUUCUAAGCAAUCAAUGAAAUCAAACACUGCCAGUUUCCAUUUCUAUUUUGGGAUGUUAGUUUCUUUCUGCAUGCCCUUAAUUAGCCAAAAGGGACAACAGUGGCACUGCAUGAACCACACAGUGACUGUCAGUUAUGGCAAGGGCUCUGCCCACAGUCGUUUAAGUUUGCACAAGAACAGGAGUCAUAUAACUGGCUUUUUAGCAGUCGUUUGGUUGGGGUAAUGAGCUUAUAAAAAGAUAUUUUUAGCAUU
Molecule: messenger RNA, 7425 nt
Organism: Passer domesticus (house sparrow)
Lineage: Eukaryota; Metazoa; Chordata; Aves; Passeriformes; Passeridae
Gene: GJA10
Product: gap junction protein alpha 10
Exons: 6
Coding region: 2169-3875 (568 amino acids)
Biological process (GO): cell-cell signaling
Cellular component (GO): connexin complex
Molecular function (GO): gap junction channel activity
Source: RefSeq, a predicted model, not a curated record